AUGUUAGAUAUACAAAAAAUAUUCUUUUAUUUCUUUCCGUCGGCGAACCACCCCAUCGCGAACACUGAAUAACUUGUCAAGUCGUAAGUCCCAAAGUCCGUAACAGUGCGUUCCAUGAAUACGACGAUCUUGCACAACUGUUUAUUGAAUGUAUUUUGAAAUUUGAAUGCUAAUAUUAAUAAUUUAUUACUAAUGAGUAAGAGUAAUAAUUUCUUGCUAGUUGUUCACACUAAAUGAAAAAAAUAACAUUAAAAAGAACUGUAGCCCACGAUGGAGUUUCAUUAAUUUUCGACGACGAAUCGUGUACCACACUUGACAGUUCGUCUACAAGUCCGCUAGUCGGCAGUUGCUACAACUCGGCGUAGCACUCAGCCCCACAGGCUACAGGACAUCGACGGACUGCCCGAGUGCAGUGUCAGUGUUUAGUGGCCAGUGUGCGUCGCUCGCGGUUCGCACGUGAGCGAACGACGCCAACGUUUUUUUAUCUUUUCCCGAGGCCGUGUAUAGGAGGGAGUUGCCGAAUACGUUUUGCGUGUAUUAUUUUAUUAUAUUGUUAAAGAUUUAUUAUUAUUUAUUACGAUUACCUAUAGAGAUUGCCAACUAAUCACUUACUACAGUGUAUUAUUACAUUCGAAAUUAUUCGCUAUUUCCUACCGCGUUCGAAUCAAUUGUCGACCGACGACCACCGUUCGCCGCCGUUUGAAAUGUCUCCUGUUUGGCGGGUAAUGGACUCGUCGUCGUGACCAUACUAAUAAAAUAACUACUGCGUGCAGCUAAAACUCGUGUCCAUCACCGAAGUCGUGGACGUCAACAACCGCACUCAUCGAAGUCGUCUUCAAUUCUUCAUUCAAAUAUAGUUAUUAUUAUUAAAUAUCAUUGUAAUCGUAUUCAUGACAAACAUCAAAGUUAUUUUGUAAUAAUAUACAAAUCAAUAGAAAAUGAACAAUAAGUCAUACUCAAUACUAACCAAAGACAUGAUCAAUAAUUCUGAACAUGAUGAAUCUGUACCAGAAAAUUGUUUUUGCCCUGUAUGCAAUGUACAUAUGAAUAGAAUAAAGAGAUCUCGACCACUUGAUACUCACCAAGAACAUAAUGCAUUUUCACCAGAUGGAAUUAAAGAACGGUGGUGUCCUAUGGAUCGGUUACAAACACUUCGUACAAAUUUACAUCAAACAAUGGAUCAUGGUUCAGAAAGACUAUUAAAGUUAAAUCCCUAUCCAAUUUUGGAUGCUGAUCCUAUAUUAGACAAUUUAAACUACUCUAAUGCGUUAUCUAAAUCUCCUCAUUCAUUAGGAAAUAAAAAGAAAGAUUAUACAACACAAUCUAUGUAUGAAAUAGAACAAAAUGACAGACACAGUGAUGUUUUUCUAUAUAAUAAUUCAAGGCAAUGGGAAGAAAACGAGAAUUGUGUAGAUCAAGAGGAGUUCAAAAAUAUUGAUCAAUUUAAUUAUUCACCAAUUAAAAAGUAUGAUAUGCAUAUGAGACAACCUCCUGUUCAUCGCCAACGCAAGAUAUUACCAACGGUUCCUCCUAAACCUCUUAUUUCUACAAAUUGUACGCAUAAGAUAGGAUGCUCAUCUUUUACUAUAAAUGGUCAUUUGAAUAAUACAAAUCCAAAGAAUAAAGAUCUCAUGGACAUUCCAAAUCAAAAAACGAUUGUCAAUCAUGUACGAUUAGCUACACUUAUGCCUGUAGUAUCGAAAGAAACAUAUAAAUCAAUGAAACAUACUAAAGAUAUACCUAAAGUAAAAGAAUCAUUGACAAUAACUAAAGAAGAUGAGCAAAUUCAUGAACAAUCGAGUUCAAAACCAGAAUUAAUACUUAAUUGUGAUAUCUAUGAAAAAUCAAAAUCAAAAUUAUCUGAUAUUAACUGUAAAAUAUCAAAUCCUAAAACUAGAUGUCAAACUGAUAAUAUAAAUAAUACAUCUGUGUUUUCUGUCAAUUCUUUAAAAACACACGUGGACUUAACUUCUGAAAACGCUCAAACAAGCUUAGAAUCUCCAAUAGUGCAACCCCUUAACAAAAAAAUAGAACAAGAUUUUAUGAUUGAUGAACCAAAUAAAUUAGCUUUUGACCAUUUGUUUUCAGGUACUCAAAAACAAAAAGAUAAUUUUGAAUAUCAUUCAGCCUUAAGACCUAGUUUAUUUUCUAAUAUGCCGCCAUACAUACGAUUUUCUUCUCAUGAUAUGAAAGGUGAAUCAUUUCCAUUAUCUUUACAAAAGUUAUUAAAGUGGAAACUUAGUUCUAUAACUCCAAUUGUUGUACGUCGAACUAUUCAAAAUAGUGGUUUUAAACUCGUUAGAAAAUCUAAUGAUUGGGUUGGAACUUGGGGUAAACAUAUGAAAUCAUUAUGUUUCAAAACUCUUCGAGAACAACAAAAACUUAAUCAUUUUCCGGGUACUUUUCAAAUUGGUCGCAAAGAUAGACUAUGGAAAAACUUGCAUAGAUUAAUGUUAAAAUAUGGUAAAGAACAUUUUGGUUUUAUACCUACAUCAUACAUAUUACCUCAAGAAGCUAGAAUUUUACGACAAGUUUGGGAGAAAAAUGAUGAAGAUAAAUGGAUUGUUAAACCGCCAGCAUCUGCUAGAGGAACUGGAAUUCGCGUCAUUUCAAAAUGGGGUCAAAUACCAAAGAAGGUACCUUUAGUUGUACAGAGGUAUAUAGAUAAUCCAUAUUUAAUCAAUGACACCAAAUUUGAUUUAAGACUCUAUAUACUUAUCACUUCAAUUAAUCCACUUCGGCUAUAUCUUUAUGAUAAUGGGCUUGUACGAUUUGCUUCAGUUAAGUAUUCAUCUGAUCUUACCACAUUAUGUGAUCGAUAUAUGCAUUUGACAAAUUAUAGUAUUAACAGACUUAGUAGUCAGUAUACUCAAAAUGAAGAUGCUGAUGCAUGUCAAGGUCAUAAAUGGACAUUACGAUCAUUGUGGACAUAUAUGGAAAAAGAACGCAAAAUUGAUGUUAAAAAAUUAUGGGAGAGCUUAGAAGAUCUAGUUGUCAAAACGGUUAUUAGUGGUGAAUCGCCUAUGAGUCAAAUGUGUCGUUCAAAUCUGAGCAAUAGAUAUAAUGCAUACGAGUUAUUUGGAAUAGAUGUUUUGUUCGAUGAACACCUUAAACCUUGGAUACUAGAAGUCAAUAUAUCUCCUUCAUUGCAUUCAUCUUCUCCUCUUGAUUUGGCUGUCAAAGGACCAUUAGUCAAAGAUCUAAUGAAUAUGGUUGGUUAUCAUAUUCCAAACAAAAUGUCUUCUAGUACACAUAAUAAUUUACUCAAGAUGUUAGGAGUAAAAUCUCCACUAUGUUAUGAUAAGAGAUUAUAUACAUUCAAUUUAUCUGUUAAAGAAAAAGAAAAACAAGAAUAUUAUACAAAUGUUGAAUCCAGAGCAGAAUAUAUCGAUAGUAUAUUAGAUGAUCUAUUACCUGAUGAUAUUCGACAUCUUAUUAGUUAUGAAGAUGAACUUACACAAAUUGGCUCAUUUCAAAAAGUAUUUCCAACCACUUCAUCUUUUAAAUAUCAUCAAUACUUUGAUGGUUCCAGAUAUUAUAAUAUGCUUUUUGAUGCAUGGGAAUGUAAAUAUAGUAAUAACAGAGGAGAAGGUAUUGCUGUGCUAGAAAAAUUAUGUCAGUUAAAAAUUCACUUGGAGGUACCAGAUAUUGAUGAAGAACAAUCAAAAACUUGCGACAUCCACCAAAAUACACAAAUGGAAGUUGAAAAAAUGUUUGAUAAAUCCGGCAGUGAUAAAUUAAUUGACCAUCAUCAAGCGGUCAUCAGUCAUUUUUCAAUGUCUGCUGCCGAACGUCGUCAUAUGGUGUAUACAUCUAUUACAAUGUCUGACGAAGGAGAUUGGAUUAGUGAUGAUUUUCCAUUUGAUGAUGAUUCUACAUCAGCAACCAGUCAUCCAAUGGUUUCCUGAUAUUUAACCAUGUUAAUGAACACAAAGCAUGCAAUAACAUCAAACCGAUUGCGAUUGUAUGGUUUUGUUCAUGGCGUUUGGACUUGGUUAAAAACACAUAUUAAUUAAUUUUUUAGUUUAAUUAAACUAAAAAUAAUAUAUUGUGAUAACUUAGAUGUAUUCCUAAGAAUAGGGAACAAAUUUGUAGUUACUUUUUAGAAUAUUAAAGUAAUGUAAAUAAUAUUUGUUACAUUCUUAGUAGUUAAGGGGUUGUUAAAAAUAAGUGUAUACAUUUUAUUCGGUGAUCAGAUAAAGCUUAACUAUUUUUUUCUGAGGACUUCACUUGUCCAUAAUUGUUUAUUAAAAACUGUUUUACGCCGAUAAGAACCAUCCUGACAAUAUUCCUUAUUAUACCAUAUUUUUACCAUUAUCUUUUUUUGUGUGAAUAUUUGUUUUUAUUUAUAAUUGUUUAAAUAUGGGUUCUUCCCCACGUGAAAUUGUUUUUCUAUAUAAUUUUGUAAUCACGCAUCAACCAACUAUAUACGUGGACACGUGUUACUGAUGUGAAACCACUUGAUUGUUACUUUGAAAUAGUUCUUAAAUUUUCUAUAUCAAAUAAAAAGUGUAUGUCGUAUUAUCUUAAAGAUACCUACUAAUUUUUGGUAUAUUUGUUUGUGGUAAAGAAAGUUAGAUUAUUGUUGAAGGUAGAUUUUUAAAAUUAUGUGCAAUUUUGGUUUUUCAAUACCAAUAAUUUUUUUUGUGACCAUUUUCAAUUUUAAACAAACAAGAUAGUAUUAAAAUUAAUAAUAA
Messenger RNA from Rhopalosiphum maidis (corn leaf aphid), 4697 nucleotides. Its product is annotated as tubulin polyglutamylase TTLL4-like. Gene Ontology annotation, molecular function: tubulin binding; tubulin-glutamic acid ligase activity. The record is from RefSeq and is a predicted model, not a curated record. Gene Ontology annotation, cellular component: cilium. Gene Ontology annotation, biological process: protein polyglutamylation; microtubule cytoskeleton organization. Bases 939 to 3908 code for a protein of 989 amino acids. The transcript has 19 exons. NCBI's taxonomy places the organism in Eukaryota, Metazoa, Arthropoda, Insecta, Hemiptera, Aphididae.